Messenger RNA from Lactuca sativa (garden lettuce), 1290 nucleotides. RefSeq names its product alanine aminotransferase 2-like. The record is from RefSeq and is a predicted model, not a curated record. Gene Ontology annotation, molecular function: pyridoxal phosphate binding; L-alanine:2-oxoglutarate transaminase activity. Lineage: Eukaryota; Viridiplantae; Streptophyta; Magnoliopsida; Asterales; Asteraceae. Gene Ontology annotation, biological process: biosynthetic process.
AUGGAAAGCCAUUUCCAGGUAUUAGAAUGUGAAUAUGCUGUUCGUGGUGAGAUUGUCUCUAUAGCUCAGAAAUUACAGCAAGACUUGCAAACAAAUCCAGGUUCCAAACCUUUUAAUGAGAUUCUUUACUGUAAUAUUGGAAAUCCACAAGCUCUUGGUCAAAAACCUAUAACUUUCUUUCGAGAGGUUCUUGCAUUAUGUGACAAUCCUUCCUUAUUAGACAAGAGGGAAACAAAUGGUUUGUUUAGUUCGGAUUCCAUAGCAAGAGCAAUAAUGGUCUUGGAUCAAAUGCCUGGAAGAGCUACUGGUGCAUAUAGUCACAGUCAGGGUAUUAAGGGAUUGCGUGACACCAUUGCUGCUGGAAUUAAAGCUCGUGAUGGUUACCCUGCUGAUCCAGAUGAUAUCUUCUUGACAGAUGGUGCAAGUCCAGGGGUCCAUAUGAUGAUGCAGUUACUUAUAAGAUCAGAAAAGGAUGGAAUCUUAUGUCCCAUUCCUCAGUAUCCUCUUUACUCUGCUUCUAUUGCCCUUCAUGGUGGCACUCUAGUUCGUUAUUAUCUUGAUGAAGCAACAGGGUGGGGACUUGAGGUGUCUGAACUCAAGAAACAGUUAGAAGCUGCCCGACAAAAGGGUAUUACUGUUCGGGCAUUGGUUGCAAUUAAUCCGGGCAACCCAACCGGGCAGGUUCUUGCUGAAGAAAACCAACGACAAAUUGUGGAAUUUUGCAAGAAAGAAGGUUUGGUUCUUUUAGCAGACGAGGUAUACCAAGAGAAUAUAUAUGCAGCUGACAAGAAAUUUAACUCAUUCAAGAAAAUCUGUCGUUCAAUGGGAUAUGGUGAUAUCCCCUUGGUUUCUUUUCAAUCGGUAUCUAAAGGGUAUCAUGGUGAAUGUGGGAAAAGAGGUGGUUACAUGGAGGUAACUGGUUUUAGUACUGAAGUUAGACAACAAUUUUACAAGUUGGCAUCUGUGAAUCUUUGCUCCAAUAUUUCUGGUCAAAUUCUUGCAAGUCUUGUCAUGAGUCCCCCAAAAGUUGGAGAUGAAUCUUAUGAUUCCUAUUUUAGUGAGAGAGAUGGAAUCUUGAAAUCAUUGGCUAGACGCGCUAAGAAAUUGGAAGAUGCAUUCAACAGCUUAGAGGGUGUGACAUGUAAUAAACAUUCUUUGUCUACUCUAUAUCAGUUAUUCCAAAGAAACAUCACUUAUCCAUUCAAAACAAUACUUUAAGAAAAAGAAAGAAACAUGCCCUUACAUAAUAUAGCCAUGCAGAAUAGUUUCUGAAUUUUGUUUCUAUUUCUG